UGACAGUGUGCGAGUACAAUAUAUAUUGUAACGAAGGAAAGUUUUACCAAUUCAUCUAAUGCUGGCCCAUUUGGGUAUGUGCAUACGGAAUGUGUGGUGGGCAUACGGUGAGUUUCCACUCUUACUGUCACUGAGAGGAGCAAUUUUAUCUUUUGUCCUACCUGCCACUGUCCUCACCAAAGCUCAUUCAAAAAUUCUCCGUAUCCUUAUUACCCACUCUGCCGUCAAUUCCCCAAAUGAUCGCAGGGAUGCAUCUGACACGAGCACUGGCAGCAACAGAUUUUGGCAUUAUAGGGAAUCAUAACCUAUAUGACAAGAGCUGAUCCGAGUAGCUAGACUCAGCACCCGAUGCAUUCAAGAGAUCAGUCCUUUUGUGAAGACAUAAUGCAACCUACGAGCCUUCACCAUGAUGGACUGGACGCGUUGAUUCCCGAUGGACGUCCGGCGGCAUUCCCC
This is a messenger RNA of Aspergillus pseudotamarii, 456 nucleotides long. RefSeq lists its product as uncharacterized. Bases 59 to 304 code for a protein of 81 amino acids. The transcript has a single exon. The record is from RefSeq and is a predicted model, not a curated record. NCBI's taxonomy places the organism in Eukaryota, Fungi, Ascomycota, Eurotiomycetes, Eurotiales, Aspergillaceae.